This is a messenger RNA of Erigeron canadensis, 1047 nucleotides long. Its product is annotated as transcription factor MYB14-like. The coding region runs from base 73 to 891 and encodes 272 amino acids. The transcript is spliced from 3 exons. The record is from RefSeq and is a predicted model, not a curated record. NCBI's taxonomy places the organism in Eukaryota, Viridiplantae, Streptophyta, Magnoliopsida, Asterales, Asteraceae.
UCACUUUGUGCCUUGGGAUCUCUUUUAAUACAAUCCAAUAGACAAAUAUAGCUAGAUCAAGAAUUUACAUAUAUGGGGAGAGCACCAUGUUGUGAAAAGAUGGGAUUGAAGAAAGGCCCGUGGAGUGAUGAUGAAGAUCAAAUCUUGAUUUCAUACAUUCAACAACAUGGCCAUCCUAAUUGGCGUGCUCUUCCUAAACAUGCCGGUCUAUUAAGAUGUGGGAAGAGUUGCAGACUUCGUUGGAUCAACUAUUUACGACCAGAUAUUAAAAGGGGAAACUUUAGCAAAGAAGAAGAAGACACCAUCAUUGAACUUCAUAAAAAGCUUGGAAAUAGAUGGUCAGUAAUUGCAUCAAAAUUACCUGGCCGAACGGACAACGAAAUAAAGAAUGUUUGGCACACCCAUUUGAAGAAAAGGCUUGAAAGUCAUCAAACCACUACAAAGAAACGUCGCACCAAAUCUAAAUGUGCUUCAUCAAAGGCUAUACCUCUUAAAGGACAGGUUCUUUCUCAAAAUCUCAUUCCACAAGAGGUUGAAUCCGAGGAACUAGACGUCUCUAAUCAACCAUCCUCUAGUGAGUCUUCAUCGAUAACAGAAACGACAACUAGCUCAUACGGUAUAACAAAGCAUGAAGACAAUAGUAAUGACAAUGAGGCGUUUCUUGAUGAUAGUUUUUGGAUAGAAACGUUAUCUUGUGAAGGAGACGACAUCGUUGAAUCUAGUUCACUAACGAACGUAUCAACCGUUGAGGUGGUUCCAACUAGUCCGCUAACAAUGAUCAAGAACAAAGACAUAUGCAAUCCAAAUUUGGGCUAUGACAUGGAUAACGUGGACUUAUGGUACGACAUUUUCACACGAAUUGAGAAUUUGUCCGACUUACCUGAAUUUUAGGUUAGAUAUAUUGAUCAUUGUAUUUUGUUAAGAUCCAGGACUAGAUUAGAUCAACUUAGUGUAGUUGUGUCUUGUUAUUUGAGUACUACAAUAUUACUAAUAAUAGGUGAGUUUAUUAUCUUGACAAAGAGGUUAUGUAAACACUUCCACUUUAAA